GAGUAGCCGAGUGACUAUGAAAAGCUUGUAAACGCCAUAGAAACUGGUUUAACUCUAACCAUCAUCGACAGCCUCAACAAGACAGCAGUUUACACCCAGCCAAAGACAGAAUGAGCACUGACGGAACCAGGAACCCACCUCCGUAUAUCAUACCAAUAGAGGGUGAAAAGGGCUCCAACGUCAAGGUCUACAAUGUGCACACUCCGUUCACGCCACAAAGCUCCACUAUUAGAGAUCCUGGAAUCCAGAUGGAAUCAGCCAGACCUGUUCAAUCAACGGAGACCAAAAACAAAUUCGUCAGCUAUGAAUCAUAUGAGCUGGGUCGCAAUCCAGGAAUGGCCACCUGCACAAGCUGCCAACAGCAGGUCUUAACCAAUGUCACCUACAAAGUGGGAGUUUACGCCUGGUUGAUGUGCUUACUCUUCAUCCUGUGCGGGUUUGUUUUGUGCUGCUGUCUGAUUCCGUUCUUCAUGAAGUUUUUCAAAGACGUCUAUCACACAUGCCCGAAAUGCAAUAAGAUCCUGCACAUUGAAAAAAAGCGAUGCUGCUAACCCCAUCCCGUCCCUUCUCCAAUUUAAACACCACUCAUGGAUUUGUGUGGCACCUUACACUACAUGAAGGACUGGAGGACACUUUCAGGCCAAUGCAGACGCCAUCUAGUAUAACGUCUUUUAAAGCUUUGCGAUCUUUGAGAACCUUUUGGUUUUCAUCUGGCUUAGGCUUUAUUACAUUAUAUUACAUAAUACAUUACAUUAUGAAAUGAAUAUGAAUAGUCUACAUAGUUUUGAUUGUAUAUCUAUAGGACUCUAAGGGCUCAGAGGGCUGAGGAGUUUGUGGAACCAUAAAUGACGUGAUGUAGUUAUCAGUAAUUUGGGCAUCGACUGCACCAUUUAAAACAGUUGUUCUCAACCAAGCCAACUUCAAAUGGACUUUAAGAUGACUUAAAAAUGAUAUAAAUUAAGACGAUGCAAUAAUUGAAAAGUAAAACAAAAAAAACUAAAAAGCAAGAUAUUUAUUUUCCGUUUACUCUAACAACUUUUUUUGUAUUAUUCUUUGAAGAACCGGGGUUCCCACAUAAAGGUUGUUGGUAUUGAUGGUUCUUGGUCAUGAAGAACC
Carassius carassius (crucian carp) is the source of this 1116-nucleotide messenger RNA. RefSeq names its product lipopolysaccharide-induced tumor necrosis factor-alpha factor homolog. NCBI's taxonomy places the organism in Eukaryota, Metazoa, Chordata, Actinopteri, Cypriniformes, Cyprinidae. The record is from RefSeq and is a predicted model, not a curated record. The transcript is spliced from 5 exons. The coding region runs from base 111 to 551 and encodes 146 amino acids. Gene Ontology annotation, molecular function: zinc ion binding.